CUUCAUAAGUUAAGCAUGAUUAGAAUGAACCGCUUAACUAACACGAACUACGUAAUUAUGGGGUUCAUCAUUCACAGACACUACUCAACAUCGAAGCAUUUCUAUAUAACUUUAUAAUAUUGAUCAGUCAGUGUUUGACAGAGGCACCUGUCCUCUCUCUCUCUCUGUUUGAUUACAUUUACGUUAGUUUCAUAUUUUUUUAUGAAUUUCUAGCCGCGAUGGAUUACCUGCUGCAGGUAAAAGUAGGAGCUUUGGUUGGGCUGCUGGUCCUAACUUUGAUUUUUGGUUUCAUCCCAGCGCGGAUGAGAUGGUUUCAAGCCUCUAGUGGAACAGAAUCCCACAAGGCCGUGCUGAGUUUUGUGGGCUGCUUUGCGGGUGGCGUCUUCCUGUCCGCCUGCUUGUUAGACAUCAUCCCAAACUACCUCUCCGAUAUACACGAAGAGCUAAAAAAACAAGGCCUUGAUGGUGGCUUCCCGCUAGCAGAGUUCAUCAUGGCGUGUGGCUUCUUCACAGUCUUGAUCUUAGAAAAAACAGUCCUGAGCUGCACAGAGGGCCACGGAGAUGAGGAGACGGCUCCUCUUUUAGCUCCCGCGGGUCAUGGACAUCAUUCGCUGAACAGUCUGGAGGGGAGCGGUCACCACACCCACAUGGAUCUUAACUCGCACUCGUCCUUUCGCUCCUUCGUGCUCUUUCUGUCUCUUUCUCUCCACUCUGUGUUUGAGGGUUUGGCCAUUGGCUUGCAGACCACAGAAACUAAGGUCCUGGAGAUCUGCAUCGCUAUCCUGGUCCAUAAGAGCAUCAUUGUGUUCAGUCUGUCAGUGAAGCUGGUUCAGAGCGAGGUCAGGCCCAUGUGGGUGGCCAUCUACGUGGCCUUCUUCGCUGUGAUGUCUCCUCUCGGCAUUGGCAUCGGCAUCACAGUGAUCGAGUCGAAGCUAAAGGCUGGCACUUUCAUCCAGGCGGUGCUGGAGGGGCUGGCGGCCGGGACGUUUGUCUACAUCACCUUCCUAGAGAUCCUUCCCCAUGAGCUGAACUCCCCUGAGCGACCUCUACUCAAAGUUUUCUUCCUCCUGUUCGGUUUUUCAGUAAUGGUUGGUCUGAGUUUCCUGGGCUGAAAAAAAAAGUUGUUUUUUCUUGUGUUAUGUCCAGAAAACUGCUGCCUUGAGGAAAUCACGCUCUGUGAGACUUCACAAACUGCACGUGAUUUCAAGCAGACGAAAAGCUUGUGUUUUUAGAGGAACUGUGUUUUAUACAAGCACCAAGAAGCUUAUUUUUUUAAAAGCUCACGCGAUCAUUAAGCAAUUUUAAAUGACAUUCAUAAAAGGAAAAAACUUCAGCUUUGAGGAACAUAACAUCUGACACGCAAGUGGAAACUUAAACAAAUAUUUUUUACUUGAACUAGUUUUAGCUUUUUUUAAACUAGACACAUCAGCAUAAUGGUUUGCAUGCCACUUCAGUGUUUCCUCUUUGACUUGCAUAACACUAUCCAUGAUUAAUUUUUAUACAUUAUGAACAUUGCAAUAUUUCUUCAUGUUACAUACAGUCAUUUAGUAUUGGUUGUUCCCCUUUACAUGCCAUAUUUCCUUUUAGUUUAGGAAAAUUCAAUGGGCAGCCAAAUGUUUGUACUGAACAGUGUGGACACAUGGUUAUAUGUGACCCUGGAGCACAAAACCGGUCUUAAGUCGCUGGGGUAUAUUUUUAGCAAUAGCCAAAAAAAAAACAUUGUUAUGGGUGAAAAUUAUCGAUUUUUCUUUUAUGCCAAAAAUCAUUGGGAUAUUAAGGAAAGAUCACGUUCCAUGAAGAUAUUUUGUACAUUUCCUACUGUAAAUAUAUCAAAACUUUAUUUUGAUUAGUAAUCUGCAUGGCUAAGAAUUCAUUUAGACAACUUUAAUUUAAUUGUAUCUGGAAUUUGCGUGAACCAUACAUCAAUGGAAAGAUUAUUUAUUCAGCUUUCAGAUGAUGUAUAAAUCUCAAUUUCGAAAAACUGACCCUUAAGACUGGUUUUGUGGUCCAGGGUCACAUAUAAAACAUUUGAUGAGAUUUUGCAGUAAAAUGAGAAAAAAAAGGGUAACAUGCAUUGUGUUUAUGUUCCCUAUGUAUAUGUUCCAAAAUCAUAUUCAUAUAUGGUUAUGCAACAUAUUAAAGCAAUAUAAAUAUAUUUGCAUUUUUGAAACUAGUGAAAACGGCAUGCAGAAUUAGUGUUUCUGUGCUUAUAUUUGAUAGAAAACUAACAAAUGGCAUGUUACUGUUUCAAGAGCUUAAAGGCCUUCACUAAACACUAGCACUAAAUCCUCUAGAAGUUAAUGUUGAAGUAUAUUAAGUGAAAUUACUGGCUUUCAUUUAGUUUGCUUUCUGUUUUAACAUGCUCUGUCUGGGGUAGUAAAAAAAAAAUGAAACAGGGUUUAAACUUGCAAUACCACAUUUAGCUUCUUGAUGUCAGAUUUCUUCACAGAAUGUAGGUAAAGUAUUGACUGUUUGAAAUUGCAUACUACUAUUACUGUUUUUGCAGUAUAUAGUAUCCUACAGUAUGUGAAUUUUUGCAUAGAAUACCUAGAUGAGUUGCUAAUUUUGUCAAACUGUGCAGCAUACAAUCAGAGCACACUGCUUGAGAAACUUUAUCCCACAAUGCAUUGUGCUCAGUCCUCUUUUUCCAGUGUUAUGCACUAAUAAUAUUACUAUCUCUCUAGGCUCACUAUUUAAUCAAACUGCCCAAAAUUAAAGCAUUUAUACACAAAACUGGAAUACAAAUGCAAUUUUUAUAUUAUCUUUAUUUUGUAUCAUGUUUUAUUUACAUAUAUGGUCUAUUAUUAUCUGGAUAUUAUCUGGAAACAGGACUAGUAGUAUGCAAUUUAAAACAGUCUAUAUUUAAUUUUCUCAUGAGGGUUGCUGCUUUUCUUUAGUUGUCUGGUAGAUUAUCUCUCAAAAUUCAUAAAACAGGGAAGCAGCAUUAUUAUUGUUAAAAAUAAAACUAAAACCAUUAUAAACAUUUGACAGUUGAUAUAAAUGUUAACUAACUGAAAAUGUUAACUUGUAAUAAUAAUUAUAAUUAUUAUUAAAUAAUUAUUAAAAUAAUUAUAAUAAUAAUUGAUUUUAGCUGGAUAAGGCAUCAGUAAUCAUUUCCUUUUAGUUUAAACUUGAAUUACCGUACUAAAAUAACUAAAACUGAAAAAUGUAUCAUUACUAAAUUAUUAAUAAUUAUUAAAACUUUAAACUUAACUCAUUUUAACAAAAAAUUUAAAUGGAGAACAUGAAUACAAAGUUAUAAUAUAUCCAUGAUACUAACAUAACUCUGAGUGGCUGAAAAACUGCAUUUAUUGUUAAAAAAAAAAGUUUAUAAAUUGUGAAUGGAAGAA
Carassius gibelio (silver crucian carp) is the source of this 3350-nucleotide messenger RNA. It is a transcript of the gene slc39a1, whose product is annotated as solute carrier family 39 member 1. Lineage: Eukaryota; Metazoa; Chordata; Actinopteri; Cypriniformes; Cyprinidae. The record is from RefSeq and is a predicted model, not a curated record. The transcript is spliced from 4 exons. Gene Ontology annotation, cellular component: plasma membrane. The coding region runs from base 219 to 1112 and encodes 297 amino acids. Gene Ontology annotation, biological process: zinc ion transmembrane transport. Gene Ontology annotation, molecular function: zinc ion transmembrane transporter activity.